UAAUAAAUUAACCAUGAAUUCGAAAGAAAAUAUAGUUCCAACUUCUAAAACAACAACGGCUAAUACAAAACCUUAUGGAAAAAUUGUAUUAACGCUACAAAACUGUCUUUUACCUGAAGAGAAGCUCAACUCUACACCAUCUCAUUUGGAUGGAUUAGAUGCCGAAACAGAAACUGAUUUAAGAAUUUUAGGAUGUGAACUCAUACAAACGGCAGGAAUUUUAUUAAAAUUACCCCAGGUUGCAAUGGCUACUGGCCAGAUAAUAUUCCAAAGAUUUUACUACAGCAAGUCAUUAGUAAGGCAUAAUAUGGAAACUACUGCAAUGGGUUGUAUUUAUUUAGCAAGUAAAAUUGAGGAAGCUCCAAGGAGAAUUAGGGAUGUAAUUAAUGUUUUCAAUCACGUAAAACAAGUAUCUAGCCAAAAAACGAUUCAACCGGUCAUUCUGGAUCAGAACUACGUGGCCCUCAAAAACCAAGUAAUAAAAUCAGAAAGAAGAGUCUUAAAAGAAUUAGGCUUCUGUGUACAUGUUAAGCAUCCUCACAAAAUUAUUGUGAUGUAUUUACAAGUUUUAGGUUAUGAAAAAAAUCGUGCACUAAUGCAGCAAUGUUGGAAUUAUAUGAAUGAUUCUUUACGAUCAGAUGUUUUUCUACGACAUCAUCCAGAGACUGUUGCUUGUGCUUGUGUUUAUUUAGGAGCUCGUCAGUUACAAUUGCCAUUGCCGAACUCACCGCCAUGGUUUUCGCUAUUUAAAGUUCAGGAGUCGUCAAUUAGGGAUGUUUGUCGACGUAUAUUAAGACUCUACACACGACCUCGUGUUCGUGUAGAAGAAUUAGAAAAGAAAGUUGAAGAGUUAAGACGUCAAUAUGAGGAGGCAAGGACAAAAGCUCGAGGGGGGGAUGUAGAAGGCCAUACUCCAAGCCCUCCGCUUCCAAAGCAUCAUAAUGCUUGGGGUGGUUUCAUCAGUCGUAGUGGAACUCAUGCUGUUCCUGAAAGAACAAAAUCACCUAGAAGAUCAAAAUCGUCAACUAAUACAUCUUCGUCUGCUCAACGAAGUGAAUCAACGAAACAUACAAAACGAAAAAAGCACUCAAGUAGAAGCAGAUCACGAAGUCACAGUCGUGGAAGAACACGUAAGACCAAAAAAACACAACGCCGUCGAUCAGGAAGCCACAAAUCUCGUAGCAGAUAUCGAUCACGUAGUUAAUUACAAUCAGCAUUAGUUUUUAUUCUUUAAUUUUAGUUGAUAAUAGAAUAAAUUAUUAAAUAAAAUACUACAAAAAUAAAAGAGUCAAUUUCCAUACAAUAUCAAAUAUCAUUUGAGUCUACAUUAUCAUUUCAUUAACUGAAUUUCAGUUUUAUUAAUAAUCAUAUAAAAUUCUUACUAAUUUCAAAGUAAGUUAUUCAUUUUAGCAUCACGAAAAG
Molecule: messenger RNA, 1422 nt
Organism: Chelonus insularis
Lineage: Eukaryota; Metazoa; Arthropoda; Insecta; Hymenoptera; Braconidae
Product: cyclin-L1
Exons: 4
Coding region: 14-1204 (396 amino acids)
Biological process (GO): regulation of transcription by RNA polymerase II
Cellular component (GO): nucleus
Molecular function (GO): cyclin-dependent protein serine/threonine kinase regulator activity
Source: RefSeq, a predicted model, not a curated record